AUGGUUAAACUCAUUGUUAAUCCAAGGUCUGAGACCCUGAGACAAAUCAACGUAGACACUACCCCCAAUACAAGAGUCAGAGACAUUGUGGUAGCUUACGGAAAGGCAAAUAACAGUUUAUCCAGCUCCAGAAUCAGAUUCACUAAACUGGAAGAAGACGCAGUUUCCAAGAAACCAAAGCAUGUCACUCUGGACUACGAGAAAUCCUUAGCUCAAAAUGGGAUAGUCUUCACAGAUGAUUCAGAUUCCAAAGAAGUCUAUGCGAAAGAUUUGGGACCCCAGAUCAGUUGGAAAUUAGUGUUCCUGAUCGAAUACGUGGGCCCGCUGAUUAUUCAUCCAUUGCUCUAUUACGGCUGGUUCAAACCUGACUAUAACACUCUUACACAGAAAGUUUCUUUCAUUUUGGUGAUGCUGCACUUCCUGAAACGUGAAUACGAAACAACUUUUGUGCACCUGUUUUCAUCUGAUACAAUGCCUCUUUUCAACGUUUUCAAGAACUCAGCUCAUUAUUGGAUUCUUAGUGGAUUGAGCCUUGCUGUCACUAUUUAUGCUCCGGAUUCAUACCGAAAUAAUCUCAGAGCCGAUGGCUCCAGAGAACAUAAAAUUCCCUAUGGAUAUGGCUUCAACCUGGUCUCUUUCCCCAACUAUUUCUUUGAAUCUGUAGCUUGGUUGGCAUUUGCCCUUCUCAACAAUAACUGGUCAUCUUGGGUGUUCCUUACCAUUGCCUCCAUUCAGAUGUAUAUUUGGGCCGCUAAGAAACACAAAAGAUAUCUCAAGGAGUUUGGGGACCAAUAUCCCAAGAACAGGAAAGCAAUGAUUCCAUUCCUUUUGUAG
Komagataella phaffii GS115 is the source of this 834-nucleotide messenger RNA. RefSeq names its product Enoyl reductase that catalyzes the last step in each cycle of very long chain fatty acid elongation. The record is from RefSeq and is a predicted model, not a curated record. The transcript has 2 exons. Lineage: Eukaryota; Fungi; Ascomycota; Pichiomycetes; Pichiales; Pichiaceae. Gene Ontology annotation, molecular function: oxidoreductase activity, acting on the CH-CH group of donors. Gene Ontology annotation, biological process: very long-chain fatty acid biosynthetic process. The coding region runs from base 1 to 834 and encodes 277 amino acids.